AUGACGCCCAGAAUGCGGUCCCGCGCCGUCUGGAUCGCUGGAGCGAUCGUCGUACUUACCGUAGUGUCCGGCCCGGCGGCGAGUUCUACUGAAAACGUUCACUACAGCCCACCACUGGAAUGCGUCGAUCCGUACGGGCGACCACAGCGCUGCAUCCCGGAGUUUGAGAAUGCGGCCUACCAGCUGGAGGUGGAAGCGACCAACACGUGCGGGCACGACGGCGAUACGGAUUUCUGCGUUCAGACGGGCUACUCGAACCGGAAGAGCUGUGACGUGUGCCACGCGGGCCAACACUCGCCGAACUACCUGACCGACUUCCACGACCAGAACCACCCGACCUGGUGGCAGUCGGAGACGAUGUUCGAGGGUGUGCAGUACCCGAAUCAGGUCAACCUGACGCUGAAGCUGGGCAAAUCCUUCGACAUCACCUACAUCCGGCUGGUGUUUCACUCGCCGCGCCCGGAGUCGUUCUCCAUCUACAAGCGCGUCACUCCGAACGGGCCCUGGAUACCGUACCAGUACUACAGUGCGACCUGCCGCGAUACGUACGGGCUGCCGGACUCGCUGUCCGUGAUGACCGGGGAGGACGAGUCGCGGGCGUUCUGCAACAGCGAGUACAGUGACAUCUCGCCCCUGCGCGACGGUAACAUUGCGUUCUCGUCGCUCGAGGGCCGCCCGUCCGCGAUCAACUUCGAGCACCACCUGGAGCUGCAGCAGUGGGUCACGGCCACCGAUAUUCGGAUUUCGCUCGACCGGCUCAACACGUUCGGCGACGAGGUGUUCGGUGACGCACAGGUCCUGAAGUCGUACUUUUACGCGAUCGCCGAUAUCGCGGUCGGAGCGCGCUGCAAGUGCAACGGACAUGCGAGCGAGUGCACGACCAGCACCGGACUGGAGGGCCAGCGGACACGCGUCUGCAAGUGCAUGCACUACACCGACGGUCCCGACUGCGAUCGCUGCCUGCCGUUCUACAACGACGCACCGUGGGGCCGUGCCACCUCCAAGAAUGUGCACGAGUGCAAACCCUGCAACUGCAACGGGUACUCCACCAAGUGUUUCUUCGAUCGCCAUCUGUACAACCUGACCGGGCACGGUGGCCACUGCAUGGACUGCGGUGCGAACCGCGACGGGCCAAACUGCGAGCGGUGUAAGGAGAACUUUUUCAUGCGCGAGGACGGCUACUGCAUCAACUGUGGCUGCGAUCCGGUCGGUUCCCGGUCGCUCCAGUGCAACGCGGAGGGCCGCUGCCAGUGCAAACCGGGCGUGACGGGUGACAAGUGCGACCGGUGCGAUGCCAACUACUUCAACUUCGGACCGCACGGCUGCCAGCCGUGCAACUGUGACGUGCGGGGCUCGCUGGACAACGCACCGUCCUGUGACUCGGUGACGGGCGUUUGUGCCUGCAAGGAGAACGUCGAGGGGCGCCACUGUCGCGAGUGCCGGCUCGGCUACUUCAACCUCGACUCGGACAACAAGUUCGGCUGUACGCCGUGCUUCUGCUAUGGCCACACGCUCGAGUGUGCGAGCGCCGGCGGUUACUCGAUCGUGUCGACGACCUCGAACUUCAACAAGCACAAGGAAAAAUGGACCGCCGUCACGGAUACGGGCGUGCCGGCGGACGUCAAGUAUAACUCGCACAGCCAGUCGAUCGGCGUCGGUGCGAGCCCCGGCCACCGGGCGGUUUACUUCCUCGCGCCGGACCGCUUCCUGGGCGAUCAGCGGGCGUCCUACAACCGGCUGUUCAAGUUCCGGCUCCAGCUGGUCGGGCAGCAGCGCGUCGACGUCAGCCCGUACGACGUGGUGUUCCACAGCGGCAACAGCAGCAUCUCGCUGCCUAUCUUCGCCCAAAACCAGCGCAUGCCGAGCGAGGAGUCGCACGAGUUCUCGUUCCGCCUGCACGAGAACCCCGAGUACACCUGGACACCGUCGAAUUCGGCCCGCGGUUUCAUGUCGAUCCUGAGCAAUCUGACGGCGAUCAAGAUCCGGGCGAUCUACAGCGACCACGGUGAGGCCGUGCUGGACGAUGUGGAACUGCAGACCGCUCACCGGGGCGCCGCCGGACGUCCGGCCACCUGGAUUGAGCAGUGCACCUGCCCCGUCGGCUACUUGGGCCAGUUCUGUGAGUCGUGCGCGCCCGGCUACCGACACAAUCCGGCCCGCGGUGGCCCGUUCAUGCCGUGUGUGCCGUGCGAUUGCAACAAGCACGCCGAGAUCUGCGAUUCGGAAACGGGGCUCUGCAUCUGCCAGCACAACACGGCCGGCGAUACGUGCGAUAAGUGCGCCAAGGGUUACUACGGAAACGCGCUCGGCGGAACGCCAUACGACUGCAAGCGCUGCCCGUGCCCGAACAACGGAGCCUGUAUGCAGAUGGCCGGCGACACCGUCAUCUGUCUCGAGUGUCCGGUCGGAUACUUCGGACCACGGUGCGAGCUGUGCUCCGACGGUUACUACGGUGAUCCGACCGGUGUGCACGGCGCGGUACGCGUGUGCCAGGCGUGCGACUGUAACGGCAACGUGGACCAGAAUGCGGUCGGCAAUUGUAACCGCACGACCGGCGAGUGCCUGAAGUGUAUCCACAAUACGGCCGGUCCGCACUGCGACCAGUGUCUGCCGGGACACUUUGGAGACCCGCUGGCGGAACCGCACGGUAGCUGCGAGGAGUGUAGCUGCUACCCGCGCGGUACGGAGCAAACGGAGAAGGGCAUCUCGAUCUGCGACUCCAUCAGCGGCAACUGUCACUGCAAGCCGGCCGUGGUGGGCCGGACGUGUAACGAGUGCAAGAACGGGUACUGGAACAUCGUGUCCGGCAACGGCUGCGAGAGCUGCGGCUGCGACUCGGUCGGUAGCUUCAACUCGUCCUGCAACACGUUCACGGGCGAGUGCUUCUGCAAGCCGGGCGUGAUCGGCAAGAAGUGUGACAAGUGUGCGGCGGCCCACUACGGCUUCUCGGACGACGGGUGUCACGCGUGCGAUUGCGAUCCGAGCGGCUCGAAGGGCUCGCAGUGCAACCAGUACGGGCAGUGUCCGUGCAACGACAACGUCGAGGGUCUGCGGUGCGAUCGGUGCAAGGAGAACAAGUACGAUCGGCACCAGGGCUGCCUGGACUGCCCGGCGUGCUACAAUCUGGUGCAGGACGCGGCCAACGAGCACCGGGCCAAGCUGGCCGAGCUGAGCCAGAUCCUGCAGGAGAUCCAAUCGAAACCGAUCGUGAUCGACGACAACGAGUUCGCCGGUAAGCUGCACGCGGUACAGGAGAAGAUCGACAUCCUGGUGGAGGACGCCAAGAGCGGAUCGGGCGGGGGCGAGAAAACGCUCAACGAGAUGCUGAAGGACCUGGAGGGUCGGCUGCGGGACGUGCAGAAGCUGCUGGACAAUGCGGACCAAUCGCUGGAGGUCACGAACCGGAAGAUCCACAAGGGUGGGUACAAUGCGACGCUGGCCAACGCCAAGAUACAGGACGCCCGGCGCCAGCUGGACGAUGCGGUGGAGCUGCUGCAGACCGAGGGCAACACGGCGCUCGGUCGGGCGCGCGAAAUCUCGAGCCACCUCGGUAACCAGACGAAUCAGAUCAGUGGCAUUUCGCGCGAGGCCCGGCUGUACGCCGACCGGUUCAAGGCGGAAGCGGACGCCAACAUGAAACAGGCCCAGGAGGCGCACGAGAAGGCGUCGGAAGCGCUCCGGAAGGCGAACAAUGCGAUCACGCAGCAGUCCAACAUCACGCAGGAGCUGGACUCGACGAUCGCGGCCGAAAUUGCCGAGGCCCGGGACAAGCUGAGCGCCGUCUCGAAGCUGACCGAGCAGGCGCUGACCCGGGCGCGCGAAGUCAACGACGAAGCGCUGACCCUGUUCGCGGCUGUCAAUCGGACGACCCCGCCGAACAUCGACAUCAAUCAGAUGAAGAAGGAGGCGGCCCAGUACAACCGGGAAGCGGACCGCAUCGCGGAGGAGCUGGCCAGCAAGAUCGCCGAUCACGCGAAGCUGCUCGACAACGUCGAAGCGAACAUCGACCUGGCCGAUACGCUGCUCAACAGAGCCCAGCUACAGAAGGAGGACGCCGUGGACGCACUGAAACAGCUACAGUACGCCAAGGAACUGGCCGAGAAGGCGGUGGCCGAAGGUGAUGGCACCCUGCGGAAGGCCAACUACACCUACCAGACGUUGGCCGGGUUCAAGAAUCAGGUCGAGGAGUCCUCCAAGCGAGCCACGGACGCACUCAAUCUGGUGCCCAACAUCGAACGGCAGAUCUACAACUCCCGCGAGCUGCUACAGCGUGCCGAAGAGGCCCUGCAAGCUGCCAGCCGUAAUGCGGGAGAUGCGCGAAAGAAUGCACAGACGGCACAGGACAAGUACGCCGAGGAAGCCUCAAAGCUUGCCGAAAGCAUCAAGAAGCGUGCCAACGCAACCAAGAACACGGCGCGGGAUCUGCACCACGAAGCGGAUCAGUUGAAUGGGCGACUGGCUAAAACCGACAACCGGCUCGAGGAACGCGAGGCCCAGAUUCGAAAGGACCUGAAUCUGACCAACGAGGCGAAGGAAAAGGUCGGCCAAGCGCAGCUCAACUCGCACGAAGCGAAAUCGCAGGUCGACAAAGCGCUAAAGGAAGUAAACCUGAUCAUGCAGGAACUGGCCAACUUGCGCGAGAUUGAUGUGAACAGUUUGGACGAUUUGGAGCGCCGACUGAGUGCGGCCGAAAAAGAGCUGGAAGACGCCCAGCUGACCAGACGGCUCAACACGCUAACGGAGGCCAAGAAUGUGCAGAACCAGAACAUCAAGAGCUAUCAGCGCGAGCUGGGCGAGCUUCGGUUGGAGGUGGAAAACAUCGAGCUUAUAGCCAAAUCACUGCCACCGGGGUGCUUUAAGCGCACUCACCUCGAACCGUAACUCUUCCCUUUUUUAUACAUUAAGAAGUGGGCGCGUAGUAGUACCGUACUCUAGACACACCGCGAUUGAACAACGAAAACCAUGUGCCACAAACCCCUCCCCAUACUAAUGCACUCGACACACCCGGUGGUCGACGGAACGUCGUGAGCGACGUUCCGGGCGACCUGUCCUGUCGUCGGUCUGGUUGCUUGCCGAAACAGGGGCCGCGUGCGAUAGCUUGUAAGUGAAUAUAAUAUUUAACUGAUCUAAAACGAAUCGAAUCACACGACGGCAACAAUAGCGACACAGCCGCACACUGUGGCAUAUCCUCUCUCACCACACACACACACACACCGGGGGCGCGCAACUAGUGGGACGGGAGCGAAAUCUAGUGACUUAAGUAGGUGCGUCGGCGUCUUCUAAACGUCCAAAAACACUAGUUCCAUUGCUUUCCGGGAGGAUCCUCACGAUCCUCGGUUGGUCGUGUGCUCCAUCGUGCGCUCUCUACGUGCACACUCUGUGUCUUCUCUGCCCCCGUGUGCGUGUCCAUCUUGUGUUCAACAGUUCAAGCAGGAAACAGGAAGAGACAAUAAAAGA
Molecule: messenger RNA, 5457 nt
Organism: Anopheles cruzii
Lineage: Eukaryota; Metazoa; Arthropoda; Insecta; Diptera; Culicidae
Gene: LanB2
Product: laminin subunit gamma-1
Exons: 9
Coding region: 1-4881 (1626 amino acids)
Source: RefSeq, a predicted model, not a curated record